Hymenoscyphus albidus is the source of this 2439-nucleotide messenger RNA. Lineage: Eukaryota; Fungi; Ascomycota; Leotiomycetes; Helotiales; Helotiaceae. The record is from the annotation of a GenBank genome assembly.
AGGUCCUCACGAGGCAGUAAGUUGCGCUCCUGGUCUGGUUGCUCAGCCAUGCUGCCGUUGCUAGCCACGCUAGCGCCAGCGGCCUAGCGCAACCUUUGGUUAUUUAGCUCAUCUCCUGCCUCCCAUCCAACCUUCUCCAAAACAAAACACCGCGCACGAGAACAAGCUUUCUAUUUCUUCCCACAACCACUAUUUCUCGCGUCAAUACAUUCGUUUGACCUCGAUAAUACUCAAUACUCUGUACUUCAUCACCCAAAACAUCUACAUCUACAUUCUACAACCGUCAAGAUGCGUUCCGCAACUCUCUUCGUCGCCAUCGCCAGCCUUGGUCUUGCUGCUGCCCACUAUGGAUCGACUGUCACCCAGACAUCGGUCUCGACCAUCUUGAGCUGCGGCCUAGAUGUCCAUAGCUGUCCAGGUCAUCCAAGCAGCAGCGCUCCAGCUCCACCUGUUGCAACUCCCCCUGUUGUCGCUCCCUCAAGGUAAGACGUCGAUGUUGAAUCAAUUGAUGCGUUCAAAUUGACUGACUGGCUUUCAAAGUGUCCCUUGCGAGUCGGCUCCGGCACCACCUGCUAGCUACAGCCAACCACCUCCACCAGCAAGUAAGUAAUGCUUUCCUUUGUCAUUCCACCGAGUCUCGAUCUGGUUGCCGAUUUUCAUUGCAUGAUUGAAUAUUUGUACUCAUAUAUUCCAGGCUCCCCAGCAGCACCUUCAAGCGCCCCUGCUCCACCAGCCACCUAUAGCCAGCCUCCAGCUCCACCUGCAAGUAAGUAACGUUCUUCUCUACCAAUUCAACAAGUCUAAUCGUUUCUUUUCUCAAUCUGAAACAAAAGUAAUCAAAGUACUCACGUAUUGUAGGCUCUCCGGCACCAGCCCCAAGCCCAAGUACCCCAGCUUCACCACCACCUGCUGGUUACAGCCUACCACCUCCACCAGCAAGUAAGUUAAGCUUUCCUUUGUCGCUCCACCAAGUCGAUCUGAUCGGCCCUUCUCAUUAAAUACAUGAGUAUUCAUACCUGCAAAAUCAGGCUCUCAAGCACCAAGCCCAAGUGCGCCAGCACCAUCAGCCAGCUCACCUGCUCCGGCUUCAAGUGCUCCUGUACCAUCUCCAAGCGCCCCUGUUCCAAGUGGAAGUGCCCCUGCCCCAUCACCCUCUGGGCAUGGUAAGCAAUCCAUCGACUUACCUUUUCCACUCCUCUUACUGUGCUACCAAAUUCACGGGCUUUGCUAUACUAGUUGCUCGGGAAGAUUUUGCAGAAUCACAAGAUCACAGCUCAAAUUUCACUAUCCCUUCUCAAUAUAUUUUCAGUUGUCAUAGAAUAUUUAGGAAAUCCUUGACAAUGACAUGCUAAUAUGUCACAGGCUCUCCACCUGCACCAGCUCCAUCUGCCAGUACCCCUGCUACAAGCGAGACUGCACCUGCUGCUUCACCUUCUGGUUAUGGUAAGUACUCUAUCCAUGGAAUUUUCUUUCACUAGCCUGCCUUGUUAUGCUCGUUAUGCUCGUUCUGGGAAGGGAUACUUUUAUAUUACCCUACAAUAUUCAGCAUAACCCUUGGCGAUAAUAUGCUAAUACAUCAUAGCCUCGCCACCGGCUUACACUUCCACUGCUGCCAAUGAAGAUUACUCGCAAAGCGCUGCUCCGACUGGUUCAUGGCCACACACAAACUCCACUAUUACCACCGUUCAAACCCCAACGGCAGCACCAUAUACACCACCACCUCCAGCUACCUCCGCACCCGCCACCGCUCCGGCCUCAGGUGCCUCAAGCAACAUGUUGGUUUCUGGUGUAUUGAUGGGCUUAGUCGCCGUUGGUGCUUACGUCCUCGCUUAAUUUUUCGAAUCUACCUGUGAUGUGAUAUUGAAGAUGCCACCUUUGUCAGGCAUAUACGUCACUGCAUAGUACGAUUUGUAUGAUAAGAUGACAAAUUUUCAAUUGGUCUAAGGAGAGGAACAAUUAAUAACGUAAUGGUGGAAGAUAAGGGCGAGGGAUCUUGUCUGUUUUGCGGAAGAUACCACAAUAGUGCUUUGCUCUACUUUGCAUAUUGCCUUCACUUCUUUUGAAAGCAUUUCCUGCAAAAACAGGCAUAAUGGAAAUUAUUGAGGUCUAAAUAAAUCUUUUUGACUUUUGAUACCAUGUGUGAUUGACAAAGGGUGAUAUCAAGAACUUUGGUCUUUACCCACUCCACGUUAUGCUCCGCACCGUAUCUCGGAUUGGGAAAUUUCGACAAUGCUCACUGGUACUCUUCUAAGUAUCGAUAGUUCAGAAGAACUACGCUAGUAAAGUAUUAAGCUUUCCUAAACCUCCUGUUUUGAACUUUUGAUAAACCCCGAAUGUUCUUGCCUUCAGGUAGCCGAUCUUGUUAAUAAGUUUCAAAUAGUUUGAAUUGUCUCCUGGAGUGUUCGUGAAAUUGAGGGAAAUACCGUAAGCUGUUUGGAG